This is a messenger RNA of Papilio machaon (common yellow swallowtail), 1341 nucleotides long. It is a transcript of the gene dsf, whose product is annotated as protein dissatisfaction. Lineage: Eukaryota; Metazoa; Arthropoda; Insecta; Lepidoptera; Papilionidae. The record is from RefSeq and is a predicted model, not a curated record. Gene Ontology annotation, biological process: regulation of transcription by RNA polymerase II; cell differentiation; anatomical structure development. Gene Ontology annotation, molecular function: nuclear receptor activity; zinc ion binding; RNA polymerase II cis-regulatory region sequence-specific DNA binding. Bases 1 to 1341 code for a protein of 446 amino acids. The transcript has 10 exons.
AUGGGCACAGGAGAUCGGUUGCUGGACAUACCGUGCAACGUGUGCGGUGACAGAAGCUCCGGCAAACAUUAUGGCAUCUACAGCUGCGACGGGUGUUCGGGUUUCUUCAAGCGGUCAAUACACAGAAACCGCGUGUACACGUGCAAGGCGGGUGGCGAGCUGAAGGGCCGCUGCCCCGUCGACAAGACGCACCGCAACCAGUGCCGCGCCUGCAGGCUCGCCAAGUGCUUUCAGGCGAAUAUGAACAAAGACGCCGUCCAGCACGAGCGAGGUCCACGAAAGCCGAAGCUGCACUCCGGCGGGCUGGGCACGCUCGCACCGCCACUCGCGCACACGCACGCGCACGCACAUAAGCCACACGCGCUAAAGCUGUCUCCGCCCUCGCCGUACGCGCCGCUGCCGCAACCCUUCAACUUUCAAUUUAGUCUGAGCGGCGUGAGCGAGCCUGCACCUCUGAGCGCGGCGUCGUCGGCAGGGUCCAGCGGCGCGGGCGGGGGCGGAGGUGCGGGGGCAACAAGCCCGCUGCCGCUGCUCGCCGAGCCUUUCCUUGCGCCACCGCCCGGCCUGCUGCAUAUGCUUAUGUCCUCGGAUAAAUGCCAAGAACUAAUGUGGAGCGCAAAGCAGUUGCAACUACAAGGAGACCCCACACUACUGCGGCCGCCGCCUAGUCCAUUUGGCGCACCGCUUGCGCCGACUUGGGAGCUUUUACAAGAAACAAGCGCACGUUUGCUGUUCAUGGCAGUACGGUGGGUGCGGUGCCUGGCACCGUUCCAAGCACUGGCGCCGGGCGACCAGCUAGUACUCCUGCGUGCUGCGUGGAAGGAGCUCUUCCUGCUGCACUUAGCACAGUGGGCGGCGCCCUGGGAUCUUGCCCCGCUACUCGCCGCGCCAGCCGCCAGGACUCGUCUUCCGCCAGACCCUCUCGCGGAUUUGGAACUAAAUACUUUACAGGAAAUUCUGUGUCGAUUUCGUCAAAUAGCGCCAGACGGCAGCGAGUGUGGCUGCAUGAAAGCUAUCGUUCUGUUUUCACCAGGUAAAACAGACACGCCCGGCUUGAGCGAGACACAGCCUGUGGAGAUGUUACAGGAUCAAGCACAAUGUAUACUGGCGGACUAUGUUCGUACGCGAUACACGCGACAACCAACGAGGUUCGGGCGACUGCUACUCCUGCUGCCGUCACUUCGUGCGGUGCGAGCGCGAUCUAUUGAGCUGCUGCUAUUCCGCGAGACUGUGGGAGAUGUGUCAGUAGCCACACUGCUGCACGACAUGUACCGCAUGCAGCCCGCCCCCGCCCCCGCGUUCCCCCCACCCACUAUCACCGAGCAUUGCGCCUCACCAUAA